AUGGUGCCCCAAGUGCAUACUGUUGUUUGCAGUAGAAAUAAUCCUGUAGAUAUUACACAUGAAUGGUAUGAAGAAGGUGACCUUGUGAUUGGUGGAAUAGUGUCUUUUAUCCGUUACUUAUUCCCCAAGCUUUCCUUCAAGAAACACCCUUCUCAGGUCUUUAUUGACAUUCCAGUCUAUUUUGAUUCAAGGACGACCUACAAAAACACUCUGGAUCUGCUCUUUAAAUCACAUCACUUUGUCCCCAACUACAUAUGUGGCAUUCAGAAAAAAGUAGUAGGCGUCAUUGGGGGACUUAGCUCUGACACCUCCUCAGCCAUGGCAGAUGUCUUAGGUCUUUACAAGAUUCCACAGAUUUCAUAUGGUUCAUUUCAACGAGCCGCAGAUAAUCAAAUCAAAUUCUCUUCCUUUUACCGCAUGGUCCCCAAUGAAGGACUUCAGUAUCAGGGAAUUAUCCAGUUACUUUUGUAUUUCGGAUGGAAAUGGGUUGGGCUCAUUACCACAGAUAAUGAAGCUGGAGAACGUUUCUUGCAGACUAUUGAGCCAAUGCUUUUCAAGAAUCAGAUCUGUUCAGCAUUCAUGGAAACUAUUGAAUACCAUCAGCGUUUCAGCAGUAACAUCCUUGAUAUGAUAGAUGAUAUGAAUCGUAGAUCAAAGCUAGUCACACGAGCUUUCAUAAUGAGCAAAGCCACUGCUGUUAUUAUAUAUGGAGAAAGUCAGUCUAUUUCAUGGCUGUCACGUGCUGCAAUGACAAUCAAGAUAAAUCUGCUAAUAUAUCAUGAAUAUAGUAAGUUACCUGAAGGAAAAGUAUGGAUUGCAACAUCUCAAAUCGAUUUCAUAUUAGAUUUGUUUCAAAAAGAUUUAGGCUUUAACUUACAAAUGUUCCAUGGUGCUAUCUCCUUUGCUAUCCACUCCAAGGAGACUCACAGCUUCCAAGGUUUUCUUCAGCAAGUAAACCCUUAUUGGGCAGAUGGAGAUGGUUUUAUCAACGAUUUAUGGGAACAAGCAUUUCGUUGUUCAGUUUCAAACUCCACUGUGUCAAAAUACGUAGAUGGCACAUGUACUGGAGAGGAGAAGCUGGAAAGCCUUCCUGCGCCAGUCCACUCAUUCCUGCAGAAGAUCUCAUUCAAUAAUAGUGCUGGUGAUGAAAUCAUAUUAAAUGAAUACGGAGAGUUAGCAGCUGGCUUUGAUAUUACAAACUUAGUCACUUUCCGAAAUGGAUCAUAUGUCAGGGUCAAAGUGGGGAGGCUGGAUCCUCAGGCCCCUCCUGGCAAGGAGCUCACCAUCAAUGCGGACAGAAUCAAAUGGCACAGUGGCUUCACUCAGGAACCACCACUUUCAUUAUGUAACGCCUACUGCCGUCCUGGUUAUGGGAAGAGAAAGAAGGAGGGGGAGAAGUUUUGCUGUUAUGAUUGUGAUCCAUGUCCACAUGAGAUGUUCUCAAAUGAGAAGGAGAUGGAAAUAUGUGUCAGGUGUCCUGCAGGUCAGUAUCCAAAUGAAGACCAGGAUCAAUGCAUUUCAAAGAGACCAAAUUUCCUGGGCUUUGAUGAAAUUUUGGCCAUUGUAUCAACUUUCUCUGUACUUUUAUUCUCUCUGAUCACAAUUCUUGUGCUUGCCAUCUUCAUUAAGCACAAAGACACUGCCAUAGUCAAAGCCAACAAUAUAAGCCUCACUUACAUUCUCCUUGUGUCCCUUCUCUUGUGUUUCCUCUGUUCCUUGAUGUUCAUUGGAACACCUAAGGAGGCAACCUGCCCACUCCGACAAACAAGUUUUGGCAUCGUCUUCUCUGUGGCCCUCUCCAGUAUCUUGGCCAAAACUAUAUCGGUGGUUUUGGCAUUCAUGGCUACCAAGCCAGAUUCCAAAAUCAGGAAGUGGGUGGGCAAAAAACUGUCUUAUUCCAUUGUCUUUUCCUGCUCCAUUGUUCAAGUAGGAAUCUGUGUCUUCUGGCUGGCAACCUCAGCCCCAUUCCCAGAUGUGGAUAUGCACUCGAUGACGGAAGAAAUCAUAUUUCUUUUUAAUGAAGGGUCAGUCUUCAUGUUCUAUUGUGUUUUGGGCUACAUGGGCUUCCUGGCCAUUAUCAGCUUCACUGUGGCCUUCUUAGCCCGGAAGUUGCCAGACAGCUUCAAUGAAGCCAAGUUCAUCACCUUCAGCAUGCUGGUCUUCUGCAGUGUUUGGUUCUCCUUUAUUCCCACAUACUUGAGCACCAGAGGAAAAUACAUGGUGGCUGUGGAGAUCUUCUCCAUCUUGGCUUCCAGUGCUGGGCUGCUGGGUUGCAUCUUUUUCCCCAAAUGCUACAUCAUUGUGGUGAGGCCUGAGCUGAAUAACAGAGAGCAGCUGAUACGGAGAAAGAUGUAA
Molecule: messenger RNA, 2355 nt
Organism: Podarcis raffonei (Aeolian wall lizard)
Lineage: Eukaryota; Metazoa; Chordata; Lepidosauria; Squamata; Lacertidae
Product: vomeronasal type-2 receptor 26-like
Exons: 6
Coding region: 1-2355 (784 amino acids)
Biological process (GO): G protein-coupled receptor signaling pathway
Cellular component (GO): membrane
Molecular function (GO): G protein-coupled receptor activity
Source: RefSeq, a predicted model, not a curated record